Messenger RNA from Trypanosoma grayi, 426 nucleotides. RefSeq lists its product as hypothetical. NCBI's taxonomy places the organism in Eukaryota, Euglenozoa, Kinetoplastea, Trypanosomatida, Trypanosomatidae. The transcript has a single exon. The annotation marks the transcript as partial. The record is from RefSeq and is a predicted model, not a curated record.
AUGAGCGAUAUCGUCCUUGUUGAGCCCUGUGUCUUCUAUGCCCUCGAGGGAGGCAUAAACCACGCUGCUGCGGCUGCUCCAGGUACAGCUGCAGGAACGUGUGUGGAUCUGACAGCGACGCCACACACGCAUAUGGCGCUGUAUGAGUGGAUCCGCAGCUUCGUGGAGAGCGGCUGGGAGGCGCGACACGGCGCGUCCUUCAGUGUGCACGAUUUAGAGGAGGCAGAAGCCGUCCUUCGCGAGUUGAUUGCACUCGACGAAAGUCAAGUCCGCAUGCACCGCAUCACCACCUGCCAUGUGGCGUGGCUGCAGUGCGACCAGCAGCGACGGCAGCGCGACAUCGCUGUGACGGAGGCGCUGUCGAGGUAUCAGCUGCACCGUCUGCUUCACUGGGAGCAGCGGCUCUCCGCAGGUGAUGAUAAUGAU